AUGUGGAUUUGCUUACUGUAUGUGUGUGGUGUGCUGUGCUCGUUGGAGGUUACUGCCUGCACGAUGUCACUGAUUCUGCUCAAUCAGAUGGAAAGCACAACAAAGGUUUAUGAAGUCAAGUUAGUGCUGGAUGUUGCCCGAUUUGGCGAUGACCCACUUGGGCAAAAUGGUUCUCUGCACUUCCAAGCUCUGAAUAUCCCCUGGUAUUCCACUACAUCACAUGGGCAGAUUGUUAGUAAUUUCUUGAAGAAAGUGAAGAUGCCAUACGACCAAAUUCUGGAAAUUGUUGGUGUUGAUACAGGGCCUCUUGAGGAUCUUCUGCAUGAUGGCAAAAUGAGCAAUUCUAGCAGGGAACAAAUUACAUGGCUGGAGCAAACACUAGCGCUGACCAGCAAUAACUGGAAAAUAGUUGUUGGAUAUGAUCCAUUAGUUGAUUGCAAUGAGGUGCACACAACAAAAACAACAAAGAUCUACGAGCCACUCCGGCAUAUUUUUGAAAAAUACGCAGUGAAUGCAUAUGUAAGCACUGGUGGUUCUUGUGGACACUUCCAUCAUGACAAUUCAAUGUCAUAUAUUCAAAACCCCAUCCCUGGAGAUCAAACGGAUUUAGAUGGUUUCUUCUUGCAUAGAGUCAGCCCUCUAGAGAUGGAAACCCUGUUGAUAAACUUAGACGGCGAGGUUGUUCAAAGAUCUGUAGUUCACCAGCAUGGAAGGGAAGCCAUCUGCAAGUGGAUAGGCGCCAGCACAAGCUGGUCUCUGGCUCAGAAUUUCAGAUACAACAUGCAGUGCGAAGCUUUCAGUCUACUAGCCUUCGAACAGCUCCGACAACUGAUUCUCCAGCUCCUCCGCGGUGCGCCCUGCCGGCACCUCAACCUCCGGGUGGUCGUCGAGGUACCGACGGUAAAAUGCGCUCAGCGGGUUCCGUCGCCGGAGGGCGUUCAGGGCUCCUGGCUUCCCGUCAAGGCGCGACACGACGGUCCCCCAGGAAACCUGCAGGUAAGCUUUGAUGUAACCCUCCAUGCGCUCCUCGCGGACGAGCACCCAGCUGGGCGGCAGGAGCAUGCUGAGGUCGGAGCGCACGGCGCGGCGCAGGAUGGCGCUCGUGUUGUUCAGCAUGAAGAUAUGCCUUAG
Molecule: messenger RNA, 1131 nt
Organism: Triticum turgidum subsp. durum (durum wheat)
Lineage: Eukaryota; Viridiplantae; Streptophyta; Magnoliopsida; Poales; Poaceae
Source: the annotation of a GenBank genome assembly